GUUUAGUUCCUCACGUUUCAUUUCCUACUUUCUUACUUCUUCUGGGUGCAUUAUUUGACAAGAAUGUUUUUUUUUUUUACUUAAUUGAAUUGCCAGAUUUCUGAAGUGAACCAAACCUUCAAAAAAAGGAUCUGAUUUCAAGGAAGUAUUAUGUGUUGCAGUGGCUUCAUCUGUGUCGGUUACGUCUGAAGCGGCAGCAGUCGCACACAUGCUGAACAGGCUGGACACAGCAAACUUUCCUCAUCAGACUGACAAUAUUAUGCAUUUCCAAGGGCCUUGGAUUAAAUACAUUUAAUAAGGAAGGAUACACUUGCUUUUUGAUCUUGUGGGACCCAGGCAGAAGAGACAGGAUGCGGGACAUGCUGGAGAGGCUGCAGACCAUCAGUGAGGACCAUGAGGAUGAGGAAUCAGAGUUUAAUGGUCCCGAGCAUGACGGAGACAAGGUGACUCUGUCUCAACAGGCAGUGAUCUUUGAGAACUCCUCAGCUAUUGAUGAGGUCCUGAAGGAGGCCCAGUUCAUACGCAAGGAGAUCUCCUUGCUCCAGUUGGAGGUGGAACGUAUGUGCAUGCAAAAUGAACGCUUUGGCACCUCUGUGCGCCGCCUCACCCUUCUUAAAAAGGACUGUGACUCCAUUGCCAAAGGGGUCCAGCAACGUGCAGAGGUCCUAUACGUCCGUCUGCAGGACCUGGGUAAAAUGAGCAACCAGCUGGAGGAGAAAGAAAGUCCAAACUCCGCUCUUAGUCGCAUCGCCCGUACUCAGUACGACACGCUGACCCUUGCCUUCCAUGCUGUCAUGAGUGACUACAGCAAAGCCGAGGAGAAGCAGAAGAACACAUGCAGGAGGAGGAUCCAGAGGCAGGCGUCCAUAAUGGGCACAGACAUCACCGAUGAGCAGCUGGAUGUGCUGGUGGACAAAGGUGGUGAAGGCUGGACUGAACUAUCCCACAGCCUUCAGCCACAAGCUGCUCGAACAUGCCGCUUGGCCUUCUGUGAGAUCAAAAACAGACACAAGGAGCUGGUGGAGCUGGAGGCCAGGCUGAAGGAGGUCCACGAGCUGUUCCUGCAGAUGGCCGUGCUGGUGGAGGAGCAGGGAUCCAUCCUGAAUAACAUCGAGGUUCACAUGCAUCGCACUCAGGAACAUGUUGACCAGAUCAACGAUCACAUCAAGAAGGCCAUACAGUACAAGAAGAAGAACCCUUUUCUGCAGUGUUGCCCCUGUCUACCUUGUUGGAGAAAGAACUAAAGCUUUUAGGAGUUAGUUUGACAUUAUGGAAUUUUAUGGAUGAUUCAAAAUUAAAAUAAACAACUAUGUACAGUAAAAAUAUGGAACUGAGCUCAAAAAUAUUGUGCAGUAUGCUUAAUUUAUAGUGAAUCCAAACUUUGCAGACUCUCAUAUCACGAAGUAUAAAGGAAAUGGACUUGCUCUAAAGAGUCGCACUGUGUUUCUUUAGUUGCUGUGUGUAGCUUAAAAUUCUUAAACUUACAGUCUGUCUGAAAUUUGAUUAACUGAAAUAAAUCUUCAAGUUUUUACAAUCACAGAA
Amphiprion ocellaris (clown anemonefish) is the source of this 1542-nucleotide messenger RNA. Its product is annotated as syntaxin-11-like. The transcript has 2 exons. Gene Ontology annotation, cellular component: presynaptic active zone membrane; synaptic vesicle; SNARE complex. Gene Ontology annotation, molecular function: SNAP receptor activity; SNARE binding. NCBI's taxonomy places the organism in Eukaryota, Metazoa, Chordata, Actinopteri, Pomacentridae. Bases 351 to 1244 code for a protein of 297 amino acids. Gene Ontology annotation, biological process: intracellular protein transport; exocytosis; synaptic vesicle fusion to presynaptic active zone membrane. The record is from RefSeq and is a predicted model, not a curated record.